Molecule: messenger RNA, 1996 nt
Organism: Zophobas morio
Lineage: Eukaryota; Metazoa; Arthropoda; Insecta; Coleoptera; Tenebrionidae
Product: ileal sodium/bile acid cotransporter-like
Exons: 8
Coding region: 536-1861 (441 amino acids)
Cellular component (GO): membrane
Source: RefSeq, a predicted model, not a curated record
UUUCCCACCUUGAACUCAUCGUCAACAAAGUAGUUCAAAGCGUCGAGAAAUUAUUGUCUGCGUCCUGAUUAGCGAUUUAUAUAAUCAAAUGCGGGAUUAUCUCUUCAAGUUCACUGUUAGAAAUAUUUCAAGGUUUCCAAUAAAAUCCUGUUGCGUGAUUCCUAAUUACGAGUUAGCACGAUUCAAUUAAGCGCGCACUUAAUAAAUUAAUAUUUGAACAGGAUAAUAAAGGAUUAUUGGUUAAUCCUUACAAAAGAAAGUUAGUUCGGUUUUAUCACGGACGUGAAAAUGAACAAAUAACGAUAAGAGUAAGACGCGGUAUUAAAAAAUAGCUUGGUUCUACGUCCGAAUAAUAUAAUCGGUUACGAAGUAACGGGUUACUUGCAUAAGUGAAAGCAGUUUGUAGUUUUUCAGACGUUUUUUCAACGUCGUGGACUGAAAGUGAACUUGAUAAGUGUGGAGUUUGUUCGUCCAGGUGUUUUUAAUUGUUGUUAAGCUAGUUAAUUUGUUGUUUAUUUGGUGCGAAUAACUGAAGAUGUGUCCCAUAUCUGGAAUGGUUCAAUUUUUGAUAGUAGUAGUCACACUACUACUAUUGUGUCACGCUGCUCUUGUCCGGUCAUUGGAAAUUGUAUUCGAGCCAAAAAAUGUAACACUCCACAUGUAUGAUACCGUGCCAGUGAAUUACAGUAUCAUAACAGAUCCUGGAGAAAGCUUUGAUAGUUUGCAGUUGUAUGUAGAAAACGACAAUGUAGCUAAAAUCGAGGAAAGCCUGAUUAUAACAAACCCCAAAGGAAGUUUUAACCUCACUGGAAACUUCCUGGGACGGACCCAAAUCCGGGCGAUGUCCGUCCCUGGCAAGCUCGACGUUACCGUGAUCCGCAAAAAGCGCGUCAUUGACACCGUCUUCACCUCAUCGGUGGCAACCCUAGUCAGUAUAAUCUACAUCAAUUUCGGCUGUGCCUUAAACUGGGGUGAAAUGCUAAAAAAUCUGAAACGUCCCAUCGGUCCUGCCAUUGGUUUCACCGGCCAGUUUUUAGUGAUGCCGCUUCUCAGUUUCGGUCUGGGUAAAGUGCUCUUCCCCGACAACCCUGAGAUGCAGUUAGGGAUGUUUUUUACCGGGGUGUCUCCAGCGGGUGGUGCCUCCAACAUAUGGACGGUAGUCCUUGAUGGUAACAUGGACUUGUCUGUAACUAUGACUACCAUUAGUACGUUGGCGGCGUUCGGGAUGAUCCCUUUGUGGUUGUUCACUUUAGGCAAAGUGAUUUUUGACCAAGGCGAUAUUCAAGUGCCUUAUUCGCAGAUUUCGACGUAUGCGAUAGCCCUUGUGAUACCUCUAGGGAUUGGAUUUCUAAUUUCACGAUAUAUGAAAAAAGUGUCGACGUUUUUGGUGAGGAUUUUGAAAGGGUUCUCUGGGCUUUUGCUCCUUUUCAUUGUCGUGUUUGCGAUCGUGACCAACUUAUACUUGUUUGAGUUGUUCUCGUGGGAGAUUGUAGUGGCGGGGAUGGGUUUGCCGUACUUGGGGUACUUUCUGGGGUAUGCAAUGGCUAAAGUACUCAAGCAGCCGCCGCCAGAUUGCCUCGCCAUUGCUAUAGAAACCGGGAUUCAAAAUACCGGAAUUGCUAUAUUUUUGUUGAGGUUUACGCUGCCUCAGCCACAAGGAGACCUCACUACAGUGGCCCCCGUUUCGGUUGCAAUGAUGACACCAGUGCCUCUGCUCCUCAUGUUCAUCUAUAAGAAAAUUCGAGCAAGGAUAUACCCGAAUUUUAAAAAGCUGACUGUGAGUAACAGGACGCCGCAAGAACUGAGCAACGACAAUAACAUUCCCGUGAGGGAGGACAGACUUAUUCAGACAAUCUCGUAGAACUCGAUAUAAUUAUUAUUUUUUGAACAUAGUUUAUUGUGUAUGUAGUGAUGAACAAAGCACAGCUUUAAAGUCAACUUUUGUACUUAUCGUUAGAAAAAUGAUUUAGAAAAAUAAACGUUUUUUGAAGUUUUA